AGAAAGCGUGGGAACUAAUACAUGGUGCUGACACGGGAAUUUUUUCCUGUACCCAUCAGUGAAAGCCGCAGCGAUAAUUCGCUUUCAGCUGGGCACAUAUAAAUACCGCCACCAUCAAAAAUGUCCACCUGAAAAGUCAAGAUCAUAAAUUGAAGGAAGGAGCUUCAGCAGAGGAAUAAGCCGGAUAUACUGGCUAUUAUGUGGUCUUUAAAUUUACUUUUCUUGGUCUUGGGGCUUUGUGCCUCUGGUGCAGUGGCCCAAUGGGACCCAAACACUGUGGAUGGACGCAGUGCCAUUGUGCAUCUAUUUGAGUGGCGCUGGAAUGACAUUGCGGAUGAGUGUGAGCGGUUCCUGGGACCAAAGGGUUAUGCUGGUGUCCAGACUUCACCUCCUUCAGAAAAUAUCAUUGCCUACAUUGAUGGAAAGAGCAGACCCUGGUGGGAACGGUAUCAGCCCGUUUCCUAUAAACUGGAGACCAGAUCUGGAACAGAGUCAGAAUUCAGAGACAUGGUUCGCCGCUGCAACAAUGUGGGAGUCAGGGUGUAUCCAGAUCUGGUGAUCAACCACAUGUCUGGCUACUGGCCUGGUGGAACAGGGGCUACUGGUGGCUCCAACUUUGACACAGGAUCCUUGAACUACCCUAACUUUGGGCCCAAUGACUUCCAUGGAUCAUCUGAUUGUCCAACUGGUUCAGGCAACAUUGAAAACUACAAUGAUGCUAAUCAGGUGAGAAACUGCAAAUUGUCUGGUCUGAACGACCUUAACGGAGGUUCCGACUACGUCCGAAACACAAUUGCAGAAUACCUCAACAGACUUGUGAGCUACGGUGUGGCUGGUUUCAGGAUUGAUGCUUCGAAACACAUGUGGCCCGGUGACAUUCAGGGAACUCUUGCCAAAGUCAAUGAUUUAAGUACAGAACAUGGAUUUCCAGCUGGUUCCAGGCCUCUCAUUUAUAUGGAGGUCAUUGAUCUCGGUGGAGAAGCGGUGUCACAGAAUGAAUACUACGGCUUGGGCAGAGUGACUGAGUUCAAGUAUGGUGCUAAUUUGGGUGAAAUUUUCCGACGCUAUAAUCAGCUUCAAUACGUCAGCAACUUUGGUGAAGGUUGGGGCUUUGCUCCAGGAAACAAUGCCCUGGUAUUUAUCGACAAUCAUGACAACCAGCGUGGACAUGGAGCUGGAGGAGCAAAUAUUCUCACCUUCAGGCUCCCACAAUUGUACAAGGCAGCAACUGCUUUCAUGCUGGCCUGGCCUUAUGGAUUCCCAAGGGUGAUGUCCAGCUACUACUGGGACCAGAACUUUGUCAAUGGCGCUGACGCUAAUGAUUGGAUUGGACCACCUCAUGAUGGAAACUUCAACACUUUACCUGUGCAAAUUAAUGCUGAUGACACUUGCGGAAACGGUUGGAUUUGCGAACAUCGUUGGAGGCAAAUUUACAACAUGGUUGCCUUCAGAAAUGCGGCCGGAUUGGAGCCGGUGCAAAACUUUGUGGUGGGAUCCGCGAACCAAAUCGCAUUCGCCAGAGGAUCCAAAGCUUACAUUGCCAUCAAUAACGAAGACUUUGAUUUCAAUGGAACAUUCCCCAGUGGUUUACCAGCUGGCCAAUAUUGUGAUGUGAUCUCUGGAAAUUUGGUCAAUGGCUCAUGCACUGGAAAAACUGUCACAGUGAAUGGCGAUGGAUCUGUCAAUGUUAACGUACCAGCACCUGGUGGAGACGGUGACAGAGUUCUUGCCAUUCAUGUCAACGUGCAUUAUUUGGUCAGGAAGAAAUCAGGUGAUUUCUUCCUGACUCAGGAUUGGAAAAUUCAGGAAAAUCAAGGAGGCGAUGACCACUUCUUGGCCUUGGAGAUGGGGUUGUUGUCUGGAACGGUCAAGAAGAACAAAUGGCUGCUGAUUGGAAUCACUUUUGCGAUAGUUAUAUGUCUUCUGGUGAUAAUUCUUCCGAUUCUCUACACGGAUUGCGAUGCUUUGAAAAAUUGCAAACGAAAAACCACUGCUGUCAUCGUCAGGGAAAUUUUGAGGGAAGUGCCUUUAAUUGAUGGUCACAACGACUUCCCCAUGAUUUUGCGGGAUGUGCUGAAGAAUCAGCUGGAAAAGCAGAGGCUGGAUGAAAGCUUGCUUGGGAAAAAAGAAUGGGAUGCUACUUCUAGUAAUCAUGUGGAUAUUCCAAGGCUGAGAGAAGGUGGACUUGGUGGACAGGCUUUGGAGCAGAUUGACGUCACCAAGCGGAUGAUUGACAUGUAUUCAGAUGAUUUCCAACUCGCCACCAGUUCCGAAGACAUUUGGAGAGCGUUUCGCGGCGGCAAAAUAGCGAGUUUGAUGGGCGUCGAAGGCGGCCAUGUGGUGGAAGAAAGCUUGGCGGUUCUGAGGAUUUUGUACGAGGUCGGGGUUCGCUACUUGACCCUAACCCACAAUUGCGACACACCUUGGGCACGGUAUCAUGAGAGCUCAGAGGAAGGAGGCUUGACCGAUUUUGGAAAAGUGCUAAAUGGUGGAAUUGUGAUGGUUAAUUUCUACCCAAGGUUCAUUGAUUGUUCAUUGCCACCUGACUUGCCUAUUAAUCAGAAUUAUUCAUCACUGGAGCAGGUUUUAGCUCACUUCAACCACAUGAAACAGGUGAUGGGAUCUGCGAAUCACAUUGGGAUUGGAUCAGACUUCAGUGGAAUUGAAAUAGUCACAACUGGUCUGGAAGAUGUGUCAAAAUAUCCCAACAUUCUGGAAGCUCUUCUGGAAAAUGGAUGGACUAAAAGUGAAGUCAAGAAAGUAGCUGGGCUCAACAUUCUCAGAGUUUUGAAAGAUGCUGAAUCAGUGAAAUAUGAUUCAAUAUUUGGAAAAGGAGCAAGUGAGGACCUCAUACCUAGUGAAGAUUAUCAAGAGCCAAGAGUUUGUGGUUCAACUGACAUGUCAGAGAAAUUGUUGGAAGAAGUGAUGAGGAAUCAGGCAUGGAUCCGACAGAUGUUCGGAUCAAGAAGAAUGGAAAUAUCUUCUUCAGUUGGCAUCGAGUGCCAUUCGUUAACGGAUGAUCCGUUGGGCCUGAAAUUUUGGCGGUUAACUUUGAUGGCGUUUCUGAGGAUCCUGGUGUUGCUGGUCAUCGGUGCUGCGGCUGCUGGAGCGGACUGUGGUCCCGAGGACGGGGCGUUCGUGUGCCGAGACGUCUGCGGCGAGGAGGUGAGGGGCGCCGGUGGCUACGGGCGCCGCGUGACGUUUGUAGGAGCGACGCUGUUCCUGGACUGCGUCAGGCAGGCGGACUUGAAGGAAGUGAAGCUGCUGUCGCCGACGGUCUGCGUCGGACGUCGGUCCGAGAUGGAUCGAGUGGUGACGCCGUGGAGGUGGUGCGAGGAGGUCGUGCCACCCGAGCCGGAGAUCUCGACGGCGGCGGUUCCGCCGGUGGUGGAUGAGCCUCGCCUGGUGGCGCCGACGGCCAACUUGGCGGUCGUCCACGUGCCGGCGAGCAAAACGCCGUUCGUGGCUCGGGCGCCGCCCUCGACGCAGCAAAGCGUCGUGGUGGCCCAGGAGGUGCCCCAUGUCAUCAGGGCGCCAUCGUCGACGCCUGAAGUGACGGUCAACAUCAAGCAUGGUGUUGCGCACGUCGAGGCAGACGUGGACCCUUGGACUGCAAUGGUCCUAGUCUUCAUGGGCCUUGGGGGAGCUGGAGCCACGUCUCUGGCUGUCUUUUUGGUUUGGCUCGUCAAGUUCAUCAGGAACAAGUCAUCGUACAUGAGGGAGCUGGUGCGGAUGCUGACGCCGGAGGAUCAGCCAGAUCCAGAAGCCCAACCAGUGGUAGAUCUGCUGGGGCUGGAAGAGACGGAUAAACCCGUCGAGAACGUCAAGAAAGGGGAAAUGGUCCUUGAGGACACUAAUCCGUUUAAAGAGAUGUUUAACGCGAGUCGACAAAAGUUGAUGGGUCUCCUGGAGCUGGUGUCCUCAAACAUUGUUUCGCGAAUCGUUCGUUUACUAAGUGAUUUCGUGCUGUUGGGGAUCUUCAACUUCAUCAAGAAGAAAAUUCAGCUAGUGAAAAAUGGCGUUCCUGAGGAUCCUUGUGUUGCUGGUCGUCGGUGUUGCGGCUGCUGGGGCGGACUGCGGUCCCGAGGACGGCGUCUUCAAGUGUCGGGACGUAUGCGCAGAGGUGGUACGGGAUGCCGGCGGCUACGGACGUCGGGUGACGUUCAUCGGGUCAACGCUGUUCCUGGACUGCGUUUGUCAGGCGGAUCUCAAGGAGGUGAAGCUGAUGUCGCCAACGGUCUGCGUCGGGCGUUGAGUCGACAUGGACCGUGUAGUGACGCCUUGGAGGUGGUGCAAGGAAGUCGUGCCACCCGAACCGGAGAUCUCAACGGCGGCAGUUCCGCCGGUGAUGAGCCUUGCCCGGUGGCGCCGACAACCAACCUGGCGGUCGUCCACGUACCAGCGAGCAAAACGCCGUUCGUGGCUCGGGCGCCGCCCUCGACGCAGCAAAGCAUCGUAGUGGCCCAAGAGGUGCCACACGUCAUAAAGGCACCGUCGUCGACGCCUGAGGUGACGGUCAACAUUAAACAUGGUGUUGCGCACGUCAAGGCGGACGUGGACCCGUGGACUGCCAUGGUCCUGGUCUUUAUGGGCCUUGGAGGUGCUGGGGCUACGUCUUUGGCUGUCUUUUUGGUUUGGCUCGUCAAGUUCAUCAGGAACAAGUCAUCGUACAUGAGAGAACUGGUGCGGAUGCUGACGCCGGAGGAUCAGCCAGAUCCAGAAGCCCAACCAGUGGUGGAUCUGCUGGGGCUGGAAGAGGCGGAUAAACCCGUCGCAGAAGAGCAAAAGGAAGAGUUGGUCCUUGAGGACAAUAAUCCUUUUAAAGAGAUGUUGAACGCGUAAAUAUAAAAUCGCGUCAAAGAAAGAGAGUGCCAUUUUUCGUACCCGCGUUUUUAUAUGGGUAAAGGCAAUAAGAGAAAUUGUAAAAAGAA
Molecule: messenger RNA, 4931 nt
Organism: Notodromas monacha
Lineage: Eukaryota; Metazoa; Arthropoda; Ostracoda; Podocopida; Cyprididae
Source: the annotation of a GenBank genome assembly